Messenger RNA from Pistacia vera, 1008 nucleotides. Its product is annotated as NAC domain-containing protein 68-like. Gene Ontology annotation, biological process: system development; regulation of DNA-templated transcription. Bases 1 to 1008 code for a protein of 335 amino acids. Gene Ontology annotation, molecular function: DNA binding. Lineage: Eukaryota; Viridiplantae; Streptophyta; Magnoliopsida; Sapindales; Anacardiaceae. The record is from RefSeq and is a predicted model, not a curated record. The transcript has a single exon.
AUGUCGCUAACUCUUCCUCCUGGCUAUAGGUUCGUUCCUUCUGAUGCUGAAUUGAUUGGCUUCUAUCUCUACAACAGGGUACAUAAUUUACCUUUUCCCUGUGAUAGCGUUCUAGAAUGUGACCUCUAUGGCAUUCUAGAACCCUGGCAAAUUUGGGAAAUGUAUGAAGGCCCCAAAUUGUGUAAGCAAGAUCUCUACUUUUUCACCCCAUUAAAGAAAAUAUCCAAGAAGGGUUCAAAGAUUUGCAGGAGGGUCGGUUCUGGAACGUGGAAGGGGGAAGAUGGAGAAACAGAAAUAAAAGAUGAAAUUACCCACAUGAAAAUUGGGUCCAGGAAAAGGUUCCGAUAUGAGAAUAAAGGCUCGGAACACCAUGCGGGUUGGAUAAUGCAUGAGUAUAAACUAAUUGGGCAUGAUGUGUUUGUUGUCUGUAGAAUUCGGAAGAAUGAAAGUGAUGAAGACGCGGUUGUGAAGAAAAGAAAGAGAAAGUGCAACUCCAAAGAAGGAAAGGUUGAGAAGCAUCUCUCCAAAUGCUCAAGGGUUGAAGAGAACCCAGUGCAUUCACAAUUGCAAUGUGUGGAUGAGAAUGAGGGUGAGGCUCAGUCUGAAUGUGAAGCACCUUCACCACCGCAAUUACUUGGAGAAGAAGUUACAGAUGACGAUUACUCUAGCUUUUUUGAAAAUCUUAUUCUCAUACCACAGUCUGAGCAUGAGGCAGAGGCAGAAGCAGAGGCUCAUUCUGAAUUACUUACUGAAGAGGUUAAUGAUGAUAUAACAGAUGAUGAUUACUUUACCUUCCUUGAAAAGCAAGUUCUGAUAUCACAGUUUGAGAAUGAGAAUGGGCAUGAGCAUGAACCUGAGCCUCUAUCGGUUGGAGUUGGAGGAGAGUUUAUUCCUGAAAUCAGAAAUUUUUACUCUUCCAGUAUUGGUGAGCUUUUUCCUGGAGAGAAUUUUGCAGAUUUAUUAUUGGAGAAGAGGGUUUUUCUGAUACGACAGAUUCCAAAAAAUUAG